AAUUUAUCCAGGGCUACCUCCAACAUGCAGCCUCCUGCCAUGGUGUCUCUGCUGCUUGUGUCUAUGGGCCUCAUGGAAGCACUUCAGGCCCAGAGCCAUCCCAUCACUCAACGAGACCUCUUCUCUCAAGAAAUGCCCCUGGACAUGGCCCCAGCCUCCUUUGAUGACCAGUAUGCUGGCUGUGCAGCAGCCAUGACAGCUGCUCUCCCGGAUCUCAACCAAACAGAGUUCCAGGCCAACAAAGUGUAUGCUGAUGGCUGGGCACUGGCAAGCAGCCAGUGGCAAGAGCGCCAGGCCUGGGGACCAGAGUGGAGCCCCAGCCCUACCCGCCUGCCCCCGCCACCUCCUGGCUUCCGCGAUGAGCACGGGGUGGCCCUCCUCGCCUACACAGCCAACAGCCCUUUGCACAAGCAGUUCAAUGCAGCCGUACGCGAGGCGGGCCGCUCGCGAGCCUCCUACCUCCACCACUUCUCCUUCAAGACACUCCAUUUCCUGCUGACCGAGGCCCUGCAGCUACUGGGAAGGGGCCAGCGUUCACCCCAGUGCCGCCAGGUGUUCCGAGGCGUACACGGCCUGCGUUUCCGGCCAGCGGCACCUGGGGCCACCGUAAGGCUGGGGGGAUUUGCUUCUGCCUCCCUGCAGAAUGCUGCAGCCCAGCAGUUUGGGGAGGACACCUUCUUUGGCAUCUGGACCUGCCUUGGGGCACCUAUCAAGGGCUACUCCUUCUUCCCCGGGGAGGAUGAAGUGCUGAUCCCCCCCUUUGAGACCUUCCAGGUAAUCAAUGCCAGCAGACCAGCCCAGGGCCCCACCCGCAUUUACCUCCGGGCCCUGGGCAAGCGCAGCAUGUACAACUGUGAGUACAUUAAAGACAAGCAGUGCAAGUCUGGGCCCUGCCGUCUGCAUAACUCAGCCAUGGGUCAAAGCCCCCUUUCUGCAGUCUGGUCUCUCCUACUGCUGCUCUGGCUCCUUGUCGGGGGAACCUUUCCAUAG
This is a messenger RNA of Hyaena hyaena (striped hyena), 990 nucleotides long. It is a transcript of the gene ART1, whose product is annotated as ADP-ribosyltransferase 1. Gene Ontology annotation, molecular function: NAD+ poly-ADP-ribosyltransferase activity; NAD+-protein-arginine ADP-ribosyltransferase activity. NCBI's taxonomy places the organism in Eukaryota, Metazoa, Chordata, Mammalia, Carnivora, Hyaenidae. Bases 25 to 990 code for a protein of 321 amino acids. The record is from RefSeq and is a predicted model, not a curated record. The transcript is spliced from 4 exons.